UACAAACUAACGUCAACGAUCGUUAAGAGAAUGUCACAAAUAGCUAUCUGGGCAUGUUUUAACCGUUUAUUGUCAUUUCUUAUUCAGGCUGGGACCUACUCCUACUUGGAGCCGACCUCAAACAAACACAAGUCUGCGAAUUUCCUUCCGCAAACACCGUUCAACGGUUUCAGCCAAUCAGCGCGCGCUCGCGUUUUAAAUGCCCUCAGCAGCGGCGGUUAGUGGAUGCCACAGCGAGCGACUCUUUUUUAAAAAUGUAUUUAUUCCGUUUAAAAAUGCGUCCUUUUCUCGUUUUUUGGGUCUGAUUUUGUUAAACAUCAUUUAAACUUAGAACCUCCGGUCCUUUGAUUGACUCAAAGGGAACUCCGUUAACGAUCGAGAGGCGCUAACUCCCAGAUGGGAACCGAGGAGAGAGAUUGGGUGGAUGUGGCUAAUGAUCUACUUUGCAAGUGUCACAUUAACCUGACAUUACAGAAAAUAACAGAUUGCGACGCUACUAUUUUCGUGGCUUUGUAUGAGGCCAUCUUGGGGGAGAAGGUACCAGAUUAUAUAUCUGUGCCAAAGAGCCAAGAGGAUGACAUACACAAUGUACAAUCGGUAAUUGACUCAUUGGCAUUGGACUAUCUCCAAAUCAGCUUAUCUCAUAUCACUGGUGAGAAUGUGGUGAGAGGAGAUAAGGACUCCAUCCGGAACCUUCUGGAGAUCUUUGAUGGGUUGCUGGAGUACCUGAGUGAAGAGGACGGUGGAGAACUCAAUGGUACAGUUCACCCCGCAGAAACACAGGGGCUUGAUGAAGAGGAGAGGACAUCCCAGACCUCUACUGCACACUCUGCCGUGCAGUCCAGCAAACAUUCCCUCCAUUCCUGGAAUGGGGACGAAUCCGAGUCGACUGCUGAAUUGAUCCGAUUGGCUGAUUCCGCCUGUACAUUCACCGUAUUGCACGGAGGGGUCGCCCCGGAGAAAUCUCCCCAUAUUCCACGGGAGCCAGAUCCGGCUGCAUCCCGGGCCACUCUGCUGCAUGAGCCGCUCCGCUCAGCCAUCCCGCUGCAGCCGCCCAGCCAGACCAUGCCUCAGUCGGUGGGCCUAGGCUUGUUCCCGCCCUCAGACAAGCCUGCCACGCCCACAGACCAAAAGAGGCAGGGUGAAGACGCUGCUAGCAGACAGAAUGGUCUGUUUCCAAGGCUGCAGCAUGAUGGUGUUCAUGCUAACGGAGCACUGCCCCCUCUGUUAUCUUGCACGUCCCCUGAGAGUGAGAAGUCUGUGCACAGUGUGAGAGAAACAUACUCUGAAGUUCCCAAAGUACAAGUGGAGGGCGGCCCUGAGGUGACUCGGCGGGUCCUGUUCCGGACUCAGCCUGAUGUGCGGCUCCUGUCCCAGCAGGAUGAGCAGGGGCGGAGCCAGCGAGAGGACGAUCCAACGCACAGCCAAGGAGAAGAGAGCGAGGAAGAGCCGGCGUAUAGUUCGGGGUUGUUGUCCGAGAGACGGAGAAGCUGCAGACGCACGAGGUGGGUAGAGGAGAGCGAGGACCCGCUGCACAGGCGGAGUCAGAGGAACCGGCAGGCGGAGCAGGAGCUACAGGAGAUGUCGGAGAACCUGGCACGUCGCCUAGAGGAGCUCGACCUGAAGACUUUGAAAAGGUUUACAAUACGGAAUGGCUGCAAAUCCACGGGAUGUUUCUCCUUGCAGAUGCUGAAGAGAGCGUUGGGAGAAGCGGGGGUGGAGCCUAAACCCCAGGAAGAGGACAAACGCUCACAUCACAGUGACAGCGUCAUGGAGUGCAGACGUGCCCCCCGACCCACAGAUCUGGCUGGUGUGGACAGAUCCCCUCGCACGCGCUCGCUCUCCCCCUCCCCGCCCCCUGCGUGCCACUCUCCCCAGAGCCAGCCAGAAGCCACCGUGUCAGCGGAUGGGCGGCUGCGUGACUCCCAUAGUCACCAUGGUGACCGCUGCGAGCACCAGCACCAGCAGAUCCAGUGCAGGAGAAGCCAGAUGGUGGCAGAUGCGUAUAAGGCAGAGCUGAAAAAUUUAGACGAGCAACAGAGAGCAGAAUUGGUCAUUGAGAGACUCCGAGCACAAGAAGCUGAACGAGAGUACAGGGAGGCCGUGCGUAAAGAAGCAACUCGUCUUCUGAAGUCGUCUCACGCCCACAGAUCCAAGUCGUUGCUCUUUAGCAGAACGGCGCGUGCCAAAACCGCUCCUACCACUCGACGGCAGGCCCAACCCCGCAAAAUGGCGCCUUUGCGGGUGAAGGAGAAUGACUUGCUGCCCACUCUGUUGGAGGAGUUCCCUCCCUUGCCAUUCUCUCGUCACACACUCAACUGCAUGUGGAAACAGCAGAUACAACAGGUCGACCAGCUCAACGCCCUGGACAAGCACAGCCGACACACACACACCGCCAAACUCUCCAACCAGAGAGAGGUGGAGGAGGCUCAGAGGAGACACGAGUUGCUCAUGGACAUCAUCCGCAAAGAGCAGGAGCACAGCCGCCGAUUGAAGGAAUUCCGGGAGCGUGUUCAGCAGCAGCGCUUGGCGCAGAACAAGCUCCGUGAGCAGAGGCAGCAGGUGGCGCGCGCCCGCAAGUACCACAACGACUACCAUGUGCAGCUCCGUGCCCGUCGGCUCCGGGCACGCACCCAUGAGGAGAGGAUGUUCCGGCAGGUGUUGGAGGAGGGCCUGGAGCUGCAGAAGGCUCGUCUGCGGGAGGAGCGAGCGUAUGCUAAAGAGCAGCGCCAGGAACGGCAGCAGCGGCACAAGGAUGAGAUGGAAGCCAUGGAGAACUAUUACAGGGACCAGUUCUCGAUGCUGGCCGAAAGACUGGCCCUGGAGCGGCAGGAGGUUCAGGUGCGGACGAAGGCCCAGGAGAAGGCGCUGCAGAAGAUGAAGCGGGAGCUGCGGAGAAGGAUGGAGCGCGAGAUCGGCGAGCUGCAGGCGCUCAUCCUGCAGGCCGACGAAGACGACUACUUCCGCCAGCUGGAGGCUGAGCGGCUACGCCGGCGCGUGCAAACAGCCUCCUUCCACUAUGGCACUAGCUGCGCGAACUGACUCCAGAUCAGGAGGGGAGCGCUGCCAGUGGGUGGCUUGCUGAACAGGGCUGCUCUGAGAUCAGCCGUGGCCGACCCAGUUUCUUGCAUAGAGGAUGGGGUCUUAGUGGUUUUCGGUAUUUAAGUGUUCGUAUUGCUGCAAUAAACUUCUGCAGAGUCCGUUUCUGCAUGUGGCGCCGGGUACGAGCCAUUUGGCUGAAUGGCAGAACCUCCGUGGUGAGGAUGGCACUCCUUUGAGUGAAGAACAUGUGGCUGCAAUAACACCAACUGUAUUUAUGGGAUUUCAAGUGUUUUCCUCGCAAUUUAUAAGUGUAAGAUCAAGUCAAACUCUUACUGUCUUUUACUGCAUUGUCAAAAAGUGGCAACAAGAACAACACGACACCAACCAGCCCUACCGAGCUAUAACCCAGCUGCCUGUUGAUUGCACACAUUUACGUUGUGGUUUGUAAAGUAUUUUAUUAAACCACAAAGAUGGGGAGGGGUAGAUGCUAAGCUGUGAUCCAUGUUUCUGGAAUCAAGAGUCUCACGCCAUACUGGACAUGGACAAAAACGGUUUUAGGUACAGUUAUUGCAAAAAGCAGCUCUGCUGUUACUACAAAAAUGAGACAGUUGGACUGGACUGCUUCUGCCUCAGCAGUUGAAGACAUGUUUCAGGCAAUGAGUCUUAAAUAGGACAGUACUGCAAUACACACACACAUACCCUUUUUUUGCUGCUAACACUGAGUCUUUAAUUACAAAACUGGGUUGCAUCACCAAGUUUUUUAUGACUUCUUUUAAAUUCUUUGGGUGGUGUAUAUGUUUUGCUUUUUUUUUUUUUUUUUUUUUUGGGAAGUGCCCCUUUCCAUGGCAGUAGACCACAGACUAAUGCCCCCGUGUUAAUAACGUCUCCUAAGUCUACACCAUCAUAGGUGAUGAUAGCUUUGAAUUCCUCAUUGCUGAACUGGGUUUUCUUUAUUUGUGAACACCGUCAUUAUUUAUUAAACCACAAAAUUAAUUUUGCUAAUUGCACUAACAAAUACAAGAACUAUCAGUGUGAA
Messenger RNA from Electrophorus electricus (electric eel), 4078 nucleotides. The record is from RefSeq and is a predicted model, not a curated record. Lineage: Eukaryota; Metazoa; Chordata; Actinopteri; Gymnotiformes; Gymnotidae.